Messenger RNA from Formica exsecta, 2476 nucleotides. Its product is annotated as proton-coupled amino acid transporter-like protein pathetic. The record is from RefSeq and is a predicted model, not a curated record. Bases 243 to 692 code for a protein of 149 amino acids. Lineage: Eukaryota; Metazoa; Arthropoda; Insecta; Hymenoptera; Formicidae. The transcript has 4 exons.
UUCAAUGUAAAUUAUAAACAUAAGUCUUCAGUUGCAACGUCAAUUCUAUUUAAGCGUCAAUCAAUCUAUCUUUUUUUAUAUACGAUAAUAUUCGUUCUGUGAAAUUUGUGUAUCACAAGUAUCGUUGAACGUAUCUCUUGAACGAAUCAAAAUAUUGCUCCACGAUAAUUCAUAUCGAUCGCAGACACGUUUGAAAAUUGAAAUUCACGGCCAAUCUCAUUAUCGCCUUACAGACUCGCUUUAUGCUUACGCAUUGCAGCCUGGCUCAGAUAGUCAAGAUAGCCAUUUCUUUAUCGGUGCUGUUUACUUUGGGUUUGGCGUACUACGUUCCGAUCAGCAUCCUGUGGCCGAUGAUCCUUUCGAGAAUUGCCACGAAGAGCUCGCUGUAUCAUCGAUUGUACGAAAUCUCGCUCCGGUUAGGUGGCGUAAUCGGAACCACGCUACUGGCCAUCGCCGUGCCCCAAAUGGUACCUUUACUGGGUCUGUUGUCCGCCUUGGGCAUGUCGACGAUCAUGUUGCUGAUACCCAUACUAAUCGAGAUGACGACUAAGUGGGCGGAAGCCACGAGGCCGAUGUUCGCGAAGAACGUUGUUAUUUUCGUCGUGUGGCUGCUGAUCUUGAUUUUCGGGGCGAUAGAAAGCAUAUGGUCAAUAGUUAGAGAAUAUAGGGGGACGAAACAAGAAGAAUGCUGAUCAGUAGUUCUGGCCAAACUACUUAAGAGACUUUUAAUACAAAAUUAUGAAGAUGCUACUGCGUUACGCGAAAGAGCCAGGAGUUACUUGGAUAUUGAGAAUGCAAAGAAUCACGUAACAAGCUAUGUAAGAAGUCGUUAACGCAGCAAAGCGAAAGGAUUUAUUUCUUUUUUCGACUGACGAAUUGACUUGUUUGUACAGUAAUUCGUGCGAAAAAAAUAUUUUUUACAUUCGUCAAUGUAAUUUUGUGAGACGAGCAUAUUGAUUCGAUUUACGCUUCGAUUUUCUCGCUUCUAAGCGUGAGCAUAAAGUGAGUUUAAGCAUGAUUGAUAUGGGGUAUCGACGGUAUCUAAUUUCCGUAAAAACUGAAACGCGUGACAUUUGCAACAUCCUGCACGGCGGGAUACCUUCAAUUUUCUUCGGCCAGCGUUUACGUAAAGCACGCGACAAGACGGAUUUGUGCCGCUUGCAACGUGGAAACAAGAGCGGCAGUUUACAAUGAGAAACUGCAUCGCAGUGCAGCAAUCAAGGAUAGAGAGGAGGAGGGAGGCCGUCAGAGACCUUCUUGCAAGGAGACGAAAGAGAGACGGCGAGAGAGCUCGCACUGUGAAGGGAAAAGGACGAGUAUAAGGUGAAAGGGAACACAUACGAGGUUCAGAGGCGCGAAUCGAGCUGAUCGCAGUCGAAUAACCGACGUCCCUACGAAACCCGUGUGCGAGUAGGAACGAAUUACUUGACGUAGUACUCUUCAGAAAUCGACACAAGUGUCGAUUCUUCGAGCAAUUCGCCGAUUUUAAAAUUUCAUUAAUCGAUUAAUUACGCGGGUGCCAAUGUUUGAAAGAGGAUAAAAGUACAAUGAGAAACGGAGAUACACACAUACACAUAUAAUUUCGCGAGAAUUAGUGUACACGCAGCGAGGAAGCUUAUGCUCGGUAGUCACUCACGUGCACAUCGACUGUUCGUAUAUAUAUACCUGGGUAACCUGAAGGAACUUGCCCAGUCGUGUGCGGUCUGUCACCGUUCCGCUACGAUAUCGUCGCCUGCGUCCCGUUACCUCGUUGUUGGCCCAUCAGUAUUGGACAAGGGAGCUCCCGCAGAUAUCCCGUAGAAAACGGUUACUCAUCAAUCACCCUGUGUCAAUCAUCGAUUACCUGAGUACUAAACAGAAGAGACAUGAGGAAAAAAAUUAUAUUUUCUGGAUAAUCGCGGUUAUUGAUAAAUCCAUCAUAGGGAGAAGAAAACCACGAAAUAUCUCCAGCGGAAAUAUUAUCAAUAAUUUUUGAUGGUAUUUAAAAGUAUCGUGCACCAAAUGACUUAUCGAAUAAUUUGUCGUCAGAAUCAAAAUUUCUGAGAAUAAAGCUACGAUUUUCUAUCGUCACCGGGGAGAGAAAUAUAUCUGAUUUUCAUCUCGCAGUGCGACCAUGUGAUAUCUUUGAAUUAUCACAUUUCCGACACGAAAAAUCGCACUUAACGCAGAUUCGCGACAUAAAUAAUAAACAGUGACGAGUCUUUAAUCAUCGUCGGGAACGAUCAUCUGGUCAUUGUCAUUUUGCGCAAUUACGAUAUGCGCCGGAUGUCGGCAAUUUGUUUGGAUUUCGCCAGAGAUAUUGUAAAUCAUACUUGAAAUAUAUCUAUUGAUCGUUUUAUAAUCCGACGAUAAGCCAUAUUAUCUCGCUGUAUUAUAAACGUAGCAUUUAACAAAAGAAGCCAGAAAAAAUACGAAACCUUGAAUAGAACGUACGGUUUCAGAGCGCAUGCGAGCACUUUACGUUUCUCGAAGAGUG